AUGUUUACGGGGUCAUCAGGGCGAGAAACCUGUUGUUCAAAUUCUGCUGGCGAUGGUCGUGCAUUUAAAAGAUAUCGGCUUACAUUAUCUGAUAGCAAAAAUACGUUUAACUCGUGUAUUCUUGCAUCACAAUGCAACGAUCUGAUUGAUCAUAAUGAUUUGAAAGAUUAUUCGGUUAUUCAGUUAAAUAACUUUACUUAUCAUUCACAAGGUCCAAAACCGUUUCUCACUGUAUUAGAUCUGACAGUAUUAUCAAACAUGUCACAACAGAUUGGUGAUCCGACUCCACUACAACCCAUAACAAAUACGAACGUGGAAGACACAAAUGACGUAUCGCAGGCAACAAAUGACGCAUCAUCUAGUUCAACGACGAAUGGUAACAUGAAUAAUACAUCCCUUACCAAUACUGCAAGCAAUAGUGCACAAUUUUCCAUGCGAUUAACAACAUCUGACUCCUUUUCGCAAUCCGAAAGAAUAGAAGCUAUUAAUAUGCUAACAAAAUAUCUGCCAAAAUGGACGAUUCGAGCAAGAGUGAGCAAUAAAACACCGGUUCGUUCAUAUUCGAACGGACGCGGUGAGGGAAAAUAUUUUAGUUGUGAUUUGAUAGAUGAAACGGGGGAAAUUCGGGCAGUAGCAUUUGGUGAUGAAUGUACUCGAUUUUACGAUAUGUUAGAAACUGGUGAUAUCUACUAUAUAACUAAAGGUAUGUUAAAACCAGCCAAUCGUAGGUUCAAUACAUUGAGCCAUGACUUUGAAAUGACAUUGGUUGCACAAACAUCUAUUCGACCGUGUAUGGACGUAACAAAUAUCCCCGACGCGCAAUUUAACUUCAUACCAAUUAGCGACAUCGAAAAUAAAUUACCAAACUCGUUCAUUGAUGUUAUUGGUGUGGUUACAAGGACGUCUGAUAUUCAAAUAAUAACGUCUCGACAAUCAAAUAAAGAAUUGAUUAAACGUGAAUUAGAAUUAUGUGAUGAGAAUGGCAAAAUAUCGGUGACGUUGUGGGGUGAAGAGGAAACUCCGCAAACUGUAAAUCAUGGCUAUCGUUUUUCAGCAACAUGGAAAACACUAAAUCAAAUAGUUGAUGAAAAACUUGGCCUAGAUGAUAAACCAGACUAUAUAAUGGUCAAAUGUGUUUGUUCAUUUAUCAAAACAGAUUCAAUUGUUUACAUGUCUUGUCCUGAAGAUGAUUGUAAAAAGAAAGUAUUUGAUAACAGAAAUGGAACAUAUCAUUGUACAAAGUGUAGUCAUGACUAUAAUGACUUUAAAUGGGCUUAUAUGGUACUUGCUGAAUUAUCUGAUAGUACGAGUUCCCAAUGGACAGUUUUUUUUCAAAACGAAGCUGAAGCUCUUUUAGGCAUUAGCGCUUCCAAAUUUGGCGAGGCAAAAAUGAAUAAUAACGAUAAUUUUGUUGAAGAUUAUUUAUCGAAGAUAACUUUCAAAGAAAAAAUAUUUCGUUUGCGAAUUAAAGCUGAAAAUUUUAAUGACGAAAGACGAGUACGUGUAUCAUGUAUUGGUGUAUAUGAUAUUGAUCAUGUUGAUUAUACUAAAAAGAUGCUUGAUUUUAUAUUAUAUUGA
This is a messenger RNA of Didymodactylos carnosus, 1578 nucleotides long. NCBI's taxonomy places the organism in Eukaryota, Metazoa, Rotifera, Eurotatoria, Philodinida, Philodinidae. The record is from the annotation of a GenBank genome assembly.